Messenger RNA from Bombina bombina (fire-bellied toad), 3065 nucleotides. RefSeq lists its product as uncharacterized. The transcript is spliced from 4 exons. NCBI's taxonomy places the organism in Eukaryota, Metazoa, Chordata, Amphibia, Anura, Bombinatoridae. The record is from RefSeq and is a predicted model, not a curated record. The coding region runs from base 24 to 1001 and encodes 325 amino acids.
AGUGACACACCUAAGUACUUGCCAUGGAUAUUACUAAAAUGAAUGAAUUUAUUAUAAAUUUCAACCUUAAUGACUGUAAACCUCAUGGCAACCAGGGGUAUAACCGAGUGCUCCUGCAGCUGUUCGGUUACUUAGGUCACGGUAAGUCGUCUUUUAUCAACACCUGUAAGUACGUCCUGGGUUGUAAAGAUGAAUGGCACGCAGAUGUUGCUCGCUCAGAUGGAGGGAAGACCACACAGAGAAAAGCAUACCCGCUCACAAGAAACAUCACUCUGGUAGAUAACCGAGGCUGCGCAAAGAUGAGCGACCAAGAGACAGGGGAAAUUUAUGCUCAGCUCGGAAAUCUGUUGCCUCUGUAUACGGAGGUGCAGUGGCAGAAUGGGUAUCGGGGCAUAAUGAAUCGCAUAGUGGAAACGGACAUGAAUGCAAAUUACUCAGACUUUGUAGUGCCGGUGUUUAUAUACAGCGUUAAGAAGGGAAUAUCGACAGAAGAAAUGCCGAACAUAAAGACAUUGCUUGAUAAUGACAAGAAACUGACCGGAGUAGCCCCUAUUGUGGUUCUCACUUUUAAAACUCAAGGAAAUCUGAUGGAUGUUGAAACAAAGUUUAAAAACAUUGGAACAGAUCACAUAUUUAAACUUGAGAACUAUACUUGGCCUGAUGGCAUUCAGCAAAACUACGCAAGACAAAAUGAAGUUCUAACGUUCCUGUGUGAAGCUUUGAAGAAUGUUCAAUAUCACAUGAGAGAUUGGAGGAAUCCUGACGAUGAGAGAGAACAACGCAAGUUAUUUUUGCUGGAGUUUACACAUGAAACCGAGAAGAAGGUGGAAAGGCUGAGGAAGGAGAGGGAAUUGGCAUUGGAACGGGAACAAGUCUGGCAGAUUCAGAGAGAGAUGGAAAAGAUAGCAAUGGAAAGAAGAAGGCAGGAAAGGCUGGCAGACAUAUUGAGAGCAGCAAACAUAUGGGAAGUGGAAGAAGAAAAAAUCUGCACUAUUUUAUAAAGAUGUUAAAUCAAUAACAUAACGUAAAGUACAAUAAAUCUUUAAAGGGACAGUCUACUCCAUAAUUUGUAUUGUUUAAAAAAUAUAGAUAAUCCCUUUAUUACCCAUUCCCCAGUUUUGCAGAACCAACACUGUUAUAUUAAUAUACAUUUACCUUUGUGAUUACCUUUAUCUAAACCUCUGCAGACUGCCCCUUAUCUCAGUUCUUUUAAGAGAUUUGCAUGUUAGACAAUCAGUGCUGACUGAGCACAAUGUUAUCUAUAUGUUACACAUGAACUAACGCUUUAUAGCUUUAAAAAUUCAUAAAAAUGCACUCAGAUAAGAUGCGGCCUUCAAGGGCUUAGAAAUAAGAAUUUAAUUCUACCUAGGUUUAUCUUUCAAUUAAGAAUACCAAAGAACAAAGCAAAUUGGAUAAUAAAAGUAAAUUGGAUAGUUGUUUAAAAUUGCAUGUCCUAUCUGAACCAUGAAAGUUAUAUUUUGACUGUUCCUUUAAGCUUUUAACCAUUUCUUACCUCUCACGGGUUAACUAUGAUGUCCUAGAUAUGUAGGUAUAUUUGUAAACUUAUAGCAACUCAACUAGAUGCAACAUUUGACAAAUUCUUAUAAAUACAAACAAGGCAAUGCAUUAAAAUAGCAAAAUAUUCCAAACUUAUAUAAUCAACAAUUAAGUGCAUAAUUAUAAUACAAUGCAAUAUCGCUUACUCUGAAUUUUAAAUGACCUGUAGUAAUCUGACAUAUGUAAUCAUUUAUUUCAAUUUGCUGGCAUAUUGUGCCAUGUGACAAUUAUCAGCCAAUCACAGAUCAAUAUGUGUAUACACUGUAAAUUUUUGCACAUUCUCAGUUGCAGUUGGUGCCUCAGAAAGUGUGUGUAUUUAAAGAUUGUGCACAAUUUCAUAAUGGAAGUGAAAUGUAAAAUUAAUUAAUUGUGACUUUAAUGUACCUUUAAAACAAAGCGAAUAAUAAAAAACAGAAACAAUAAUUGACUAUUAAUAUAUUGUAUGUGUUUGAAGACCAUACUUUAUCUACUUGAUCAUUUUAAUUGUCUGUGUUACUUACCACUUACAAGGUGCAAGCAAUUUUUUGCAGCAGUUCAAAAAAUAUGUUGUGCUUUUGAAAAUUGAUGUGCGCCAAUACAUUUUUGUUUGUGUAAUUACUGGGUCAUAUUGGCAGCACUCCCAAAGAUGUGUAUAUAAACUUUUUGUAAGGUGUGCUACACCAAAUUGUGUAUUUGUAUUUAAACAGACUGACCAACUCCCAUUGGUUAAAGCACCCCACCCAAGCUCAGGUGUGCUCAUGACAGUGUAAUAGAGUUGUGAAUAUUUAUCCAGGGAGUCUCAUUCUAUUAUGGAGUAAAAGCAGGAAUGAUUCAGCCUUCUGUGGCAAAGGACUGUAGUAUUAGGACCAGUCUAUAUCGGGGCACCUUGUAAGUGGUGACUGGCUAAACAAAAUAUGGCCAUAUUGUGUGACUAAGAUCCCAAUUUUAUUUAAAAAAAAUAGUUGUCUCUUGAUGUUGUUUGCAGGCAAUUUUACCUGGUGGUUUUAAUCGUAAUUAAAUAGUAAUUUAAUAGUAGUGGUUUUAAUCAAGUGGAAUAACCUUUUGUAAUUACUUCAUUGUUACUAUUCUAACGUUAUCACUUACCAUGUCAAAGCAUAUUAUGUACUAAUACUUUAAUUGUAGCUACAUUGUUGCUGUUUACGAUGUUACAUCUAGUAUUUUCAAAUACAUAUAAACAAUAUUAUAUGGCUCUGGUAGUUUCUUUAUAAUACAAAUUAAACUGUCAAAUUUGAAUUGGGUAAAAUGGAUAUCUGUGAGGUCUCUUUGAACCAAUGUUCUCAACUUUUAAAACACUUUAGGUUGUGGUGUUAUAUUAGGUAGUCACUAUGUAUUUCUGUGUAUUUUAUGAUAAAUGUUAAAAGAGUUCUACAUUUUGUAUGAAUUAAAUAUUAAUUCUGUUGUAUACAUUAUGUUUUUAGAUUGUCUUGAAAAAGGCUAAAACUGUAGCCAAAACGUUGACUGACACUUUAUGAUGAUUUAUAUGCAAUAAAGAUAUUUUCCUUUCUCAA